AUGAAUGCCGGCUUGAUUCUGGCAGCAUGGAAAGACCUGGGCUUCAACGAGCUGGACAACCCCGGCAGCACGCACACCCUUGCAAGUGAUGGUGAAUGGGAUGUGCUAUGGAGUUUGAUGCCCCAACACGGCCGGUCUGUUGAUUUGGCUCCAUUCCUGGGCGUCCCCAUAGAUUGGUCUUUCUACCGAUCCCAUAUGCCCACGUGGGACUUCGCACGGGCCCGCGCUUAUCAGAUUCACAACCACUGCUUCACCUUCCACGGCGCCCCGGUGGGUCCGAAGCAUCACUUGGCGAUCAGCCUUCGAAAGCUGAGGGAUCACUUGGCGGCAUCGGGCUCCAGUCUCCGUGCCGACCCAGAAGAUGAAUGUGUCGCGGGGCUCUGCUUCCCGGAGAGCUACGUCGUCAUGGUGGGUAGCAAGGGGCUGGAUGAAGCCGAGACGGUGACGAAGAAGCUUUCAGAAAAGAAGGAGAUGGUGGCCAAAGCGUGUCACUCCUCUGGGGGCCGCAGCAUUACGAUACUGCGAUCUCCGGGUGAUCUGUCGAACCUUCUCGCUCGAGCAGGUCACGGCACAAUGUUCCUGGUGCAGCGGCGCAUCCAGUCUCCGCUGAUUGAGGGCCGCCGCUUCCACUUCCGGCUGUAUGCAAGGCUCACGUCGCUUCACCCUUUGCGAGUGUAUGUCCACCACGACGACAAUGAUGGAGGCUAUGCCGUUCUCGCAAGAAAAGCUGCUUCCUCGUCUCCGCAUGCAGAAAGCGAGAAGCUUGUCGAGAGAGGCUCUUGUUCUCAUGCAUCUGGGGUUUGCACGCCGCAGCAAGACGAGGAGUUUGUGACGAACUAUGGCGAUCGGCAGAUCUCCCAGGGCGAGUUUACCAGGCUUUAUCGGAAUCUUACUGGUGCCGAUCCAGAUGCUUUGCUUCGUCGAAUGCACCACAGCAUCGUGGUGAUGCUUUUCGCGGCCGGCCACCACAGCCGGCAUUCCGACCUCUUCAGGAGACUGCAGUCCCUACUUGGAGGAGCGCGAUGCUUCGAGAUCCUGGGCGUGGACUUCCUCUUUGAGGAGUACGAGGAGAUGCGCGAUGGCCAACCCCACAUUGCUUGGGCUCCGUACCUCGUGGACGUGACCCCUUCGCCAGGAUACGGGAGGCCUUCGGUGGCCUCGUCGCACCGCCUUCUGCGCGACUUCUUCCGAACCUUCGUGACUGGUGAUCCUGACCCAGAGCUGCAGCGUCCUGCCUCCAACAAUGCAACCGACGCUGAGGAGGAGGACAAAUGGCAGGUUGUGUCAGAGAAGGCGGCCUCUUUGGGCUUGGAGCUGAGACCGGAGGAUCGGCCCCUCGUCCGACGCCUUGACGUCGAGGCAGACUCUCGCAGGUGGUGUCGCCUCUUUCCACCAGCAAGGGAUGGUCUUCUGGGCUUGAGCUUCAAUUACAUGCCGCUCUUUGCCAGUGGGCCGACCCGUGAGGACACGUUGUCCAUGCUAUGGGCUGGUGUGCCGCCAGAGGACCUUCAAGCGAGAGGCGACUUCCAGAAACCCGUCCACCUUGCGGACAAGGUGCUAAACUGCUUCUUCGAGCGGGUCGGUGGACAUGGCAUUUCGCCAAGUGAGGAGUUCGUCUUAACGGAGGGCCUCACCAGGAUUGCCAUGGCUUCAGAUGCAGACUUGUCGAAGCCGGGAGGGCAGCAGGUCAUCAGCAACGUCCCUGCCUUCCUUGUCAAUUUCUUCAGUUCCGGCUGUGCCCAAAGUCAAGUGAAGCUGCCCGCGUUAAUGCGGCUGCUGGCAUAG
Symbiodinium sp. CCMP2456 is the source of this 1785-nucleotide messenger RNA. The record is from the annotation of a GenBank genome assembly. NCBI's taxonomy places the organism in Eukaryota, Dinophyceae, Suessiales, Symbiodiniaceae.